Messenger RNA from Protopolystoma xenopodis, 759 nucleotides. NCBI's taxonomy places the organism in Eukaryota, Metazoa, Platyhelminthes, Monogenea, Polystomatidea, Polystomatidae. The record is from the annotation of a GenBank genome assembly.
AUGUAUACAGUCACACUUCAGAAACUAUUCGGUACGCCGCCGCUUUCUCCGCAUGCGUUCUUCUACAAUUAUGAUACAAAGAGCCUUUCGCCACUUCCUGGUACGACGAAAUCGAGACUGUGCGGCGAGACGUAUACAGUCACACUUCAGAUGUUAUUCGGUACGCCGCCGCUUUCUCCGCAUGCGUUUUUCUGCAAUUGUGAUACAAGGAGCCUUUCGCCACUUCCUGGUACGACGAAAUCAAGACUGUGCAGCGAGAUAUAUACAGUCACACUUCAGAAGCUAUUCGGUACGCCGCCGCUUUCUACGCAUGCGUUCUUCUGCAAUUAUGAUACAAAGAGCCUUUCGCCACUUCCUGGUACGACGAAAUCGAAACUGUGCUGCGAGAUGCAUACAGUCACACUACAGAAGUUAUUCAGUACGCCGCCGCUUUCUCCGCAUGCGUUCUUCUGCAAUUAUGAUACAAAGAGCCUUUCGCCACUUCCUGGUACGACGAAAUCGAGACUGUGCGGCGAGAUAUAUACAGUCACACUUCCGAAGCUAUUCGUUACGCCGCCGCUUUCUCCGCAUGCGUUCUUCUGCAAUUGUGAUACAAAGAGCCUUUCGCCAUUUCUUGGUACGACGAAGUCGAGACUGUGCGGCGAGAUGCAUACAGUCAUUCUUUCGAACUUAUACGGAACAUCGCCGCUUUCUUCGCAUACGCUCUUCAGCGAUUGUGUUGCAAUCCGCAUUCCGCCGUUUCUCACUUCAUCGACGUAG